CCAGGACUGGAAUGGGCUCACCACUGGAUCUCACUGCCCAUUUUUAUAGGAUACCUUGUGGCUCUCUUGGGUAACGCCACCAUCUUGCAUCUAGUACGAACUGACCCUUCUCUCCACCAGCCCAUGUACUACUUCCUAGCCAUCCUGGCUGUGACAGACUUUGGCCUGUGUAUGUCCACACUGCCUUCAGUGUUGGGUGUGCUGUGGUUUGAUGCCCGGAUGGUGGGCCUGGUACCCUGUGUUCUGCAGCAGCACUUCCUACACUCCUUCUCCUUCAUGGAGUCAGCUGUGCUCUUUGCCAUGGCUCUGGACCGCUUGGUAGCCAUCCGAUUCCCACUGCGCUAUGCAUCUGUUCUCACAGGACCUCGUGUGGCAUUGUCCGGGGUUUUGUUGGGCAUGCGGAGUGCCGCCAUCACUGCUGCACCCUCGUUGUACCUAUUGAAAUUUGACUACUGUCGCCCUGGGGCACUGUCCCAUGCUUAUUGCCUUCACCAGGACAUGAUCCGCCUGGCCUGCUCUGACACACAUUUCAACAGACUCUAUGGACUGUGCAUCAUCAUGCUAGCUAUGGGCUCUGAUGUCCUUUUCAUCUUGCUCUCCUACACUAUCAUCUUCCGCACCGUGCUGGCCAUUGCUUCUGCAGGAGAGAGACUCAAAGCUCUCAACACUUGUGUCUCCCACAUCCUGGCUGUGCUCUGCUUCUAUGUGCCUGUGCUAGGCUUGUCUAUUGUGCACAGAUUUGGGCACCACACCUCACCCCUGGUGCACAUCCUCAUGGGCACUGUCUCUGUGCUCUUCCCACCCCUGAUGAACCCUGUUAUCUAUAGCAUCAAGACCCAGCAAAUCCGCAGGGCCAUCCUCAAAGUAGUUUCAUUGGGGAAGAUACAAUGA
Molecule: messenger RNA, 891 nt
Organism: Pteropus alecto (black flying fox)
Lineage: Eukaryota; Metazoa; Chordata; Mammalia; Chiroptera; Pteropodidae
Product: olfactory receptor 51L1
Exons: 1
Biological process (GO): G protein-coupled receptor signaling pathway
Cellular component (GO): membrane
Molecular function (GO): G protein-coupled receptor activity; olfactory receptor activity
Source: RefSeq, a predicted model, not a curated record